ACUUCCUCUUUGUACACAACAGUAAGCUAGCUGCGCUGAGUGUGUGUGCUACAGCGUUAUUCUCCUCUCUCCUGUGGCUGUAGCGGUCCAUUAAAGAUGAACACGGUUCUGUCCAGAGCUAACUCUUUGUUCGCCUUCUCCCUGAGCGUCAUGGCAGCUUUAACCUUCGGCUGUUUCAUCACCACAGCUUUCAAAGACAGAAGAGUUCCCGUGGACAUCCACGUCUCCAAAGUCAUGCUGAAGAACGUUGAUGACUUCACAGGCCCCAGAGAGCGCAGUGAUCUGGGUUUCAUCACCUUUGACCUCUCAGCCGAUUUGCAGCCAAUUUUUGACUGGAACGUUAAACAGCUGUUUCUCUAUCUGUCUGCUGAGUACGCCACAAGGAGCAACUCUCUGAAUCAGGUGGUGCUGUGGGAUAAGAUCGUCCUUCGAGGAGAAAACACCAAACUGAACCUCCGAGACAUGAAGUCUAAAUACUUCUUCUUUGAUGAUGGGAACGGACUCAGAGCCAAUAAGAACAUCACUCUGACCCUGUCGUGGAACGUUGUUCCCAACGCUGGAAUCCUGCCUCUGGUGGCUGGAAGUGGACACGUCAGCCUCCCCUUCCCAGACGCAUACGAGACCACAAAGAGCUAUUAGACUGCAACAAACACACACCCAGCCAGUUUAACACACACUGUACACCCACUGAUGAAACCAGAGAAGCACAGGAGCAAACGGAUGACCAACACACACAGUACACUGGUUUUUCUUCAUAUAUGGAAAUGAAGUUUUGUUUGUAAUAAAAGUUGGGAUUGGAA
Toxotes jaculatrix (banded archerfish) is the source of this 800-nucleotide messenger RNA. It is a transcript of the gene spcs3, whose product is annotated as signal peptidase complex subunit 3. Lineage: Eukaryota; Metazoa; Chordata; Actinopteri; Toxotidae. The record is from RefSeq and is a predicted model, not a curated record. Gene Ontology annotation, cellular component: signal peptidase complex; membrane. The coding region runs from base 97 to 639 and encodes 180 amino acids. Gene Ontology annotation, biological process: protein targeting to ER. The transcript is spliced from 5 exons.